Nezara viridula (southern green stink bug) is the source of this 807-nucleotide messenger RNA. Lineage: Eukaryota; Metazoa; Arthropoda; Insecta; Hemiptera; Pentatomidae. The record is from the annotation of a GenBank genome assembly.
AUGGGAACCGUCCUCAGCUUCAGCCCCCGCGAGAGAAGACCAGCCUAUUCUGGGGGCGAUUCCGACUUCACGCUCAACAACUUAUCCUACGAACAGCUCAACAACGCCAAGAACAGGGAGGUUAUGGCAGCAGGAAAAGUAACUCCCGCCCAGGGAACCAACAACGAGAACUCCAGGAUCAUCUCGGAGAAGAACGCUCUGGAAAAGAGCCUCAAGAAACAUUCACUUUUCAUAAACGCCCUCUCAUGGAAGAGAUUUUCGACGACAAACAACUCCAAGAAGAAAAUGGAGAACAAAAACAAGAAUGUGACGUCCGCGUACAGGCAACCGCUCAACGACAACAUGAACCCGAUAGUAGUUGACAAGAACAAGAACAUACAAAAGCCAGCGCUGUGCUACUACCCGCCGAUAGUGAAGUCGGCUACUACUACCUCAAUUCCCGCUGUGGCUAGCGUUGACGCCGUGCGAGCCAACAACACCAACAACAACACGACAUGUUCCGAAAAGUUGGUUCCCAAGACUAUGAUCCUCCAGCCGGCCCCUCCGCUGCCUGCCAAGAAGACGGUCAUCCAAGCGAGCACCUCGGAGCUGCUAAAGUGCCUCGGGAUCUACCUCCACGGCAAGUGCUACCGGCUGAAGGACUUCCAGGCCGGGGACGCCGUCAUGUGGCUGAGGACCGUCGACAGGAGUCUGCUCCUCCAAGGAUGGCAGGUCAGUACCGAUCAAAUAGCGAGAAAAGAGAAAAAUAACUGCUCUAUCACACAAUUGAAAGAUUUUCAAAACAAAUAUAUAAUUCUAAAAUACUAA